Trichoderma atroviride IMI 206040 is the source of this 3861-nucleotide messenger RNA. The record is from RefSeq and is a predicted model, not a curated record. Lineage: Eukaryota; Fungi; Ascomycota; Sordariomycetes; Hypocreales; Hypocreaceae.
AUGCCGGACUUUAAGCCUGGGCAGAUAGUCCAGCUCAGCGAUGGCCGCAAGGCCACCGUGCGGUUUGCCGGCCAGACUCACUUCCAGGUGGGCGAAUGGAUUGGCGUCGAGCUUGAGGAGAAGACGGGGAAGAAUGAUGGAAGCGUCCAGGGCGAGCGGUACUUUGACUGCCCCAUGGGAUACGGCAUGUUCUCGCCUUCUAAAUCUCCUACCAAACAGCUCAGCGCUUCGUCAAGUGCCAGUGCGUCCCGAACAGGGACGCCGUCAACUGUUCGAGUACCGUCGGCUACUAACAAAGCCCGCGCGUCGCUGCCGGCGUCGCGGACUUCCAUGGGGCCUCCCCCGCCUGCCCAGCCUGCCCAGCGAUCAAUGCGAGGAGCCUCGAUAUCGUCAGUGGCUUCGCGAUCUGGAAGUGCUCCGACUAGGUCCCUUGGCGGUCGCGGUGGCAUUGCGGCCCCUAAAGCUGUAUCACGGCCUGCUGAAUCGGGUCGCCGUGCUUCUGCUAGCUCUCAAGGCGGUCGAGAAUCAAGUUCAGCCACCAGGUCCGAUGAGUUUUUGAGCUCCCCUGUUGAAGACGAUCCUGAAGAAGAAGGCGAUGACGAGAUACUCUCGCCUCAACCAACGAGCCCGGUUGUUGGGAGAACAAAUGCCCUGGAGAGAAUUGCGGCCGAAUCGUUAACCGCACCUUCUAUGGCGCCUCCAUUGAAAAAACCUCCAGCGGCCGGGUCUUCAAGAUCUUCCAUUGGUAGUACCGCUGCAAGUAGAGAGAUUGAAGACCUGAAAGCAAAGCUGAAAGUUUUGGAGCGAAAGCGAAUCGAAGACCGAGACAAACUCAAGCAACUGGAUACGAUUCAAGGAGAAAGGGACAAAUUCGAAGGCAUCAUUCAAAAGUUACAGCAGAAAUACCAACCAAUGCAGCAAGAGAACACGGACUUGAGAAAGGCAGUGAAGGAAGCCGAAACAAGGUUUGAAUCGAUCGAGGCCCUUCAAGCGGAGCACGAUUCUGCUCUGGAAUUGGCCACCCUGGAUCGAGAAAUGGCCGAGGAGACUUCUGAAGUUUUGAAAAUCGAGCUGGAUGCUUUGAAAGAGAAGGCGGAAGAGCUACAACUGGAGCUUGAGAUUCUAAAGGAAGAAAAUGCCGAGUAUAGCAAGGGCAUGACUCCCGAAGAGCGUGCCAGCACAGGUUGGCUACAGAUGGAGCGCACAAACGAGCGACUGCGAGAAGCCCUUUUACGGCUACGAGAUCUCACGCAAGAGCAAGAGCAGGAGCUUCGUGAUCAGAUUGCGAGCAUGGAGGAGGAGCUCAAGGAAUUCAACGCCCUCAAAGAAGAUCACACUACAGCAAAGGAGAAACUGGCUCAGUCAGAGUCUGCUGUAGAAGAUUUGCGCCAACAGUUGGAUACUGCACUGGGCGCAGAGGACAUGAUUGAAGAUUUGACGGAACGAAACAUGAGCAUGUCUGAGCAAAUAGAAGAGCUCAAAGCGGUCGUUGAAGAUCUGGAAAAUCUCAAGGAGAUCAACGACGAGCUCGAGAUUAACCAUGUCCAAAAUGAAAGGGAGAUGCAAGAAGAGCUUGAUUUCAGAGACAGCAUUAUUGCCGAGCAGGCCAGACGAGCCCAGCAACAAGAUGCCGCGUUGGGUGACAUGGAGUACACCCUCUCGCGAUUCCGGGAGCUCGUUACGAAUCUGCAGAGCGAUCUGGAUGACAUGAGGGCAUCCCAGGCCGUCACUGAGGGCGAGUCCGAGAAGCUCAAUGACCGAUCGAGAGCCAUGAUGGAUCUGAAUAUGAAGCUACAGAUUUCAGCUUCCAAGGCUCAAGUCAAAACGAUUGAUCUUGAACUGCGACGACUCGAAGCUCAAGAGGCAGAACAGCACCUGGAGAUUGUCAAGCUAUUCCUUCCCGACAGCUACCGAGACGACCAGGACUCUGUUCUUGCUCUCUUGCGAUUCCGCCGACUUGCAUUCAAGGCAAAUCUCCUCAACGGAUUCAUCAGGGAGCGAGCCAACGGACAGCUCGAGCCAGGCCACGAGGACGACAUCCUCGCUGGCUGUGACGCUAUUGACAAGCUUGUUUGGGUUGCCGCAAUGUGUGAUCGCUUUGUCAACGAUAUCAGCCACUGCUCUAUUGAACAGUUUAACAAGUACCAGAACUCUCUGCUGGAGCUUGAACCUGUCGAGCGGGCGCUGAACACCUGGAUUGAUGGCCUGCGGCGAGAUGAGCUGAAGGAACAGAAGUGCGCCGAUGAGCUUCAACGAACCAUUUCGCUCAUGUCGCAUCUUGGAGAGGUACACAUUUCAAGCGGCAUCGCUGCCUUUGCCGACGACAUCCACAUGAGGGCUCUGGUUGUUCAAAGCCACCUCGAUUCAGCAACUGUCGCCUUUAACGUGAUCCGAAGCAUGGUACAGCGGGCCAUCCCUGCAGCAGGCGAAGAGGAAGAGCUGGCACAGCAUUUCGCUAAGAGGAUUGAUCUCGCCAUUACGCAAACACGAAGCACAAAGGUCUUUGCUGGAAAGGCGGUUCAUGCCCUGGAAGACCUAAAGGCGCGAUCCCUCUCGCUAGGCGAAGAUUCAAAGGGCGCAUUCGAACAAUGCGAGACUCUGGCUCAAGACCUUGCACGACUGACUCGCCAGAUGGGCUUGGGCAUCCAUAAGCUACUCACACAUGAUGAGGGCCGCAACGAGCCCUUUACUUAUGGAGAGAUUAACGAAGUCAUCCACCAAGCUGUUCUCGAAUCUACCCAGGCCAACGAGUCGGAUCUCUUUUCCAACUAUCUCGGCAUGCUCAAGACUGCCAGUGGACAGAUUUCUGAUUUGGCGACACUCGCUUCAGACUUGGAUCAGACUCAUGACUUUGAUGUCAGCCCCACUCCCUGGCGUCUUCGUGCCCAAGAGCUCAGGAUACUCAAAACAGUCCCGGUGGAUACCGAAGAGGAGCUCAGAAGGCUCAAGGCAGAGCAUAACGAGGUUCGUCGGACGAUUGCACAAAGAGAUGAGCAUCUUAGCACAGCUGUCCUCAAGAUUGAGACGCUCGAGUCCCGUAUGCGAGAUGCUCAGGCAAACGUUGAACGCAUUGGCACCUUGCAGUCCGAGCUCGAGGAUGUGAAUGGCCAUGUCACUAGCCUCAAGGAGGACAUUGAGAAGCAAGACCGAGAACUCAAAAACCUGGAGUCGGAGCGAGACAAGUGGAAGAAGAUUGCGAGUGACAGCAGAGCAUAUGCGGACGGCGCUGAUGCUGCGGAUAUGAAGGCCGGUCAAGAGCGGGCCGUCGCUACAGCACGGGAAAUGGACACGCUGAAGAAGGAAAUCGAAGGCCUACAAGGCGCCGUCCGUUAUCUGCGCGAUGACAACCGUCGUGCGCGCAUGAAGGAGCAGCAAAGCUACGAAUGGCUCGCAGAGCCUUUGAAGAAGGAGGCCAGCCCAGAGCAGCAGCGCAAGGCAUUGGUGGCCGCCGAGGGCAAAGAUGUGCUUGGAGAGCUCCUUAAAAUGGCGACGUCGACGACCGUUUUCGACCUCAGCACCGCACCAAAGGAGAAGCUAGCUUGGCGCCCGGCCAGAUCAACACCACAGUAUCACGUGGCGAAGCAGAUGGAAGAUCUCGAGGCCUGGAGGGCUUGGCAGGAGUCGGUGCUCAAAAAGACGGACAUGCUGUUCGCCCAAGACCGCAGCCUCCGCCUCGGAAGAGAGAAACUACAACAAGCGGCUGCUGGCGCGAAGGGGGACGCUGUAGCGCGGCUGAGGAUCCGGCUACCUCGCGACCCUGCGUUGCAAGGCAAAUUGACGGCGGGAGACAAUGUGCGGAUUGUGGGAUCGCAAGAGUGGGAUGCUCUGCAGGCGGCUACGAGGAAGUUUGCCGCUGUAUAA